GCCCACGCAGGCCAGUGAAAAAAAUGAUUGGCCACAUGGCAGGGCUGUUGCAGGGACAGCGUGGGGAUGAAGAGCCUUCCAACCUGCUCCGUGGGAGGGAGCGAAGCCCAGUUCCCUAGCUGCAGCCUCACUCCAGUGCUCUCCUCCCCCACCUCUCACACACAAGUUUGAUCUAGUGCUCUCUCUCUCCCCUUCCUUCCCGUCCCUGGCCUUUGCGGGGCCUCACCUGCCUGUGCUCUUCGAUAACUGUAUUUUUAUGGUGUGGUGAUGGGUAGAAUCUGUUCAAAACCUGGCAUUUGGACUCGGGGAGGUAGAACCUUGCCUAGCAUGUGCAGCGCCCUGGGUUCUGUCCCCAGCAUUCCAAAACCAAAACUUGGUACUAAAUUCUGAUUUCUUGGCUUCAUUGUAGGCUAAGCAGUGAGUAACUUGGGUUUGAGAGUGAGGUGAGAGGAGGGUUGAAAGAAAAAUUAUAUUUAGAUUAUCUUUUUUAACUACAGGGACCCCUGAACCAAUAUCCAUUUGUGGUUCUGUCCCUUACUUUAGGUUAUCCAUGUGGCCUUCCCUGCACAGGGAUUGAGAAAGAGUACUUCAGUUGAUUUGUUCUUAGUCUUAGCCAAAGCAAGAGAAUAGUAGUAACCAACGGUUGGCAGGAGAGCACCUCUUCCCCAAGGCACGCUCAGAGCCUCCCCCGAAGAAGGGGGCAGUUGUGAAUCAUAGAAUGACUUGGGAGGUCCAGGAUUGGGGCAGCUACUCAGAGCAUUGACUUUUUCCCCCCUUCCUGGCAGUACUGGGGAUUGAACCCAGGGCCUUGCCAUGCUAGGCAAGCACUCCACCACUGGGCUUCAGCCUCAGCCCUAGGCAUUGGCAACUUGAUACCAGACUGUUUCCCAAACUCUUUCAGGAUGCCCUUGGCAAUAUGUUAUGGGCCAAGACUAUUUUAGGGCUUGUCUAGAUGCAUCCUCAUAUCCCAGCCUAGUGUUUAGCAUAUCAGCUGAGACCAGUAGCCUUGUUCUGUAUUAAAACCCUGUAACAUGGAUGAGUCCAGUAAAUACGAAGGGUCCUGGAAGCCAAGGCUGGGAGUGCUUCCGCUGCAGCCUUCUCUGUCGCACUUGCUUUGUGAGUCCUUCUGUUUCAUAGUAUGGGCACGCCACCUUUGCUCCCUGCUGUCUUGCUGAGUAUGUCUGUCCUUUAAAGGGCUGGGGGCUAUCCUCUUGCCAUCCUCCUGUCCAGAGGGUGAGGCUGUGCCACUGUGGUAUUUGGAAGGCCCCUUGCUUCCUGCUCCAUAGCUGGUCUGACCACAGUCCUGGAACCUCCUCAGCCCUCUGAGGCACUGACCCCAAGUCCAAGUCUUUCCUAUUUUCCUGCCUCAUUUGGUUAUUGAAGGCACUAAUAGUUGGACAGGUGCGAGCCUGCAGGAUUUCCUCAGCUCCAUUUCUUCUGUGGAGAAGCCUCAUGAAGGCAGGGUUGCUGGUGGCCUUCUCAUUAUGCUCUGUGCCUCCUCCUCACCCUGCCUCUGGAGCCCUGGCCAGGUGCUCUUCAGGCGGGAGCAUGUGAGCAGCCCUGGGGCUGCAGCCGGUUCUCCCACAUUCCAGGGUGAGUGACUGGGUAGAGGGUGUGCCUGCCUUGGGCUCCUUGGGGGUGGCCCCCUGAAGGGCUGAAAAUAAUCCUGCCCAGAGCCCCUGGCUCUCCUGCCACCCCUGGCCCAGUGAAGGGGACUCUGGACAUUAAGAACCCUCUCUCCUAGGCACCCAGUAGUUUCAGAGACAAGAAAGAUGAGAAGCAAAUCCUCCAGUUAUCAAGUCAGAGAGGGGUACCUGGAUGUGGAAUCAUGAGUCACCUUCUGUUAAAGUGACCUGUGAAAAUACCCCCUCCCCCACUAUUGUGUUGUCAAUUAAGGGGAUGGGGAGGAGAACCACACCCUGUAUCUCAGAUGCAUGAAUAAAGUUUGAGGCUGAGGGUGUAGAGUGGUAGGGUACUCACCAGGCCCUGGGUUCCAGGCCCAGCACCACACAAAACAAAGAGCUAGAAGAGACCUUAAGGAUUAUUUAUUCCAAACAACCUCUUUCUUUUUGGCAUGGUACUUGGGAUUAAACCCAGGGGCACUCUACCACUGAGCUACAUCCCCAACCCCUUCCCUGCUUUUUGAGACAUGGUCUUGCUAAGUUGCUCAGCUUGGCCUUAAACUUACGAUCCUACUGCCUCAGCCUCCAGAGUCACUGGGAUUACAGGCGUAUGUCACCUUAGCCAAACAUUAUCAGUUUUUAAAAUAUUUUUAGUUGUAGAUGGACACAACUACAUUAUUUUGUUUAUUUAGUUUAAUUUUUUUUAAUGUGCUGCUGAGGAUAGAACCCAGUGCCCCAUGCAUGCUAGACAAGUGCUUUACUACUGAGGCAAGUGCUGUACCACUGAGCCACAACCCCAGCCCCAAACAUUAUUUUUAAAGAAGGAGAUGUGCAGAAUCCAUGCACCUUGCCCAAGAUCACAUGGAACAGACUCUAGAACAUUAAUCUCCUACCUCCUUUCAUCCUGUUACUUCUGCUCAGGGUCUCCAGGGGUGGGUCUGUGGGACCUGUCUCUUGUAUUUGGAGCUCAAUUCAUAGAAGCACAGGUAUGUGGGACUCUGCCACAGGGGAGGCUAGGGUUCCAUCCAAGACUGAGGGGGAGAACUGCAGCCAGAGGCUCGGAGUGCAGGGACCUGGUUCCUUUCCCAGCCUUACCAUCUACCUAACUCAUUGGCCUGGGCAAGCCGUUCCACCCAUCUGAGCUGCAUUUUUCUCACCUAAAAAAUGAAGGUAAGCAGGGCUGGGGUUGUAGCAGAGGUAGAACGCAUGCCUGGCACGUGUGAGGCACUGGGUUUGAUCCUCGGCACCACAUAAAAAUAAGUAAAUACAUAAAGGUAUUGUGUCAACCUACAACUAAAAAAUAGAUUUUUUUAAAAUGAAGGUAACUAUCCAGGUGCAGUAGUGUGCACCUAUAACCCCAACUACUUGGGAGGCUGAGGGGGAAGAUUGCAAGUUCAAGGCCAGCCUGGGCAAUUUAGUGAGUCUCAACUAGGGAUGUAACUCAGUGGUAGCGCAGUGCAUGUGCAAGACCCUGGGUUCAAUCCCAGCAUUUCAAAAUAAAACAAAGAUGCACAUUGCUUACUGGAUUUUUGUGUGUGAAGAUUUUUAUGUUAAAAGUGCUUGGUAAGCUGGGCAAGUGGUACAAACCUAUAAUCCCAGCCUCUCUGAAGGCUAAGGUAGGAAGAGCAUAAGUUUGAGGCCAGGCUCUGCAACUUAGUGGGACCCUGACUCAAAAAAUAAAAAGUAUUGGAGAUCUGGGUGUGGUGGCACAUGCCUGCAAUCUCAGUGACCUGGAAGGCUGAGACAGAAGGAUGGAAAGUUUGAGGCCAGCCUCAGCAAUUUAGCAAGGCUCUAAGCAACUUAGGAAGACUCUGUUUCAAAAUAAAAGAUGAAAGGGGCUGAGGAUGUGGCUCUGUGGCAGAGUGCUCUGGGUUCAAUCCCCGUACUGCAAAAACAAAGAGCUUGACAAAAUAGGAAACUGAUGCCACAGGAUUCCCUUCUCUGAAUGACAUGACCCAGGGCAGGCUUCUGACCAGUAGAGGGCAGCAGACAGGUACUGGUAAACAGGGAAGGCUACUAAAUUAGGCAUCUGAGGAAGGUUUUGGGCUUGCUUGUUUGUUUUGUGGUGGUCCUGGGGAUCGAACCCAGGGGUGCUCUACCGCUGAGUUACAUCCCCUGGCCUUUUAACUUUUUUUGAGGUAAAUUGUUGAGGCUGGCCUCAAACUUUUGUAAUCCUGCCUCAGCCUCAGGGUAGGGUGGGAUUACAGGCUUUGGCCACCAUGUCCAGCUGAGGGAGGACUGUUAAGUACAGCCCCAUCUCACCAUAAGUGGCUGCAAAAACCCUGAUGCUUGGGUGGGGCCUAGGCAGGCAAAAAAUGAAGUGGACCCUGUGAAUGGGUUCCUAGGCUAGGGACCCUGGAGCCUGGGGGCUACACCUGCAGGACAGGCCACACCCAUUAGCCCAUGAAUAUUGCCUUGCAAGGAGUCUGGAGAGUCGUCCUUCACUCCAAAUCCUGGGUGUUGUGGAGAAAAUCCCUAAACCUCAAUAACUUCUCUCCUCCUAGGCUCCUUUGUCCCCAGUUCUCUGGACAGUUAGAGGCAGGGCCAGGGUUCAAUCAGGGGUUCUGGUUUCCCCACUUACCUUUUCCCCUCCCUAGCCCAUCCCUAACCUGGCCCCCAGGAGGAAUUUCCUGAGCCAGAGGGUGGCCAGAAGCACAGAUGCCCACCCCAGUGGCAUUCCCACCACCUGCCCAGGUCAGAGCCCUGGGCCCAACCCCAGAGGGUGCAGGAUGACAGAGUCUGACAAUCAUUAAACCAGCCGGGCCUGAUUUCCCAGCACCGCCUGCUAGGAUCCGGGCCAAGUGGCACAGAAUAUGCAAAUCACCUGGGGCCAGGAGCCCAGUCUGAAGGCCAGGAAAUCCCCUCCAUCCAAUGAGCCACCAGCUCAGGUUACCGCCGGGACAAACUCAGAAGACCUGGUGUGGGGAGGAGCUCCUACGGCUCUAUAUAGGACGGGUGGGGGAGCACAGGGGCCAGACUCCUCACUGCUACCUGGCCGAGCUGUUGGCCACCUGGAUUUCUCUUCCACCUGUGACCUCCGAAGCCUGCCUGCCUGCCUGACGCCCGCACCCUGCCACCCGGUAGCCUCAUGGCUGCAACCUGUGAGAUUAGCAACGUUUUCAGCAAUUACUUCAGUGCUAUGUACAGCUCCGAGGACCCCAGCUUGGCCUCUGCUCCCCCUGCUGCCACCUUUGGGGCUGAUGACUUGGUGCUAACCCUGAGCAACCCACAGAUGUCGCUGGAGGGGACAGAGAAGGCCAGCUGGUUGGGGGAACAGCCCCAGUUCUGGUCGAAGGCCCAGGUUCUGGACUGGAUCAGCUACCAAGUGGAGAAGAACAAAUACGAUGCCAGCUCCAUUGACUUCUCUCGGUGUGACAUGGACGGGGCCACCCUCUGCAACUGUGCCCUUGACGAGCUGCGCCUGGUCUUUGGGCCUCUGGGGGACCACCUGCAUGCCCAGCUGCGGGACCUCACUUCCAGCUCUUCUGACGAACUCAGCUGGAUCAUAGAGCUUCUGGAGAAGGACGGCAUGGCUUUCCAGGACACCCUAGGAGACCCCGGCCCCUUUGAUCAGGGAAGCCCUUUCACCCAGGAGCUGCUGGAAGACGGCCACCAGGCCAGCCCCUACUACGCAGGCAGCUAUGGCGCAGGAGCCCCCUCCCCUGGCAGCUCUGACGUCUCCACCGCAGGGACCGGUACUUCCCAGAGCCUCCAUUCCUCAGACUCCGGUGGAAGUGACGUGGACCUGGACCCUACUGACAGCAAGCUCUUCCCCAGAGAUGGAUUUCCUGACUAUAAGAAGGGGGAAAGCAAGCACGGAAAGCGGAAACGGGGCCGCCCACGGAAGCUGAGCAAGGAGUACUGGGAGUGCCUGGAGGGCAAGAAGAGCAAGCACGCCCCCAGAGGCACCCACCUGUGGGAGUUCAUCCGGGACAUCCUCAUCCACCCUGAGCUCAACGAAGGCCUCAUGAAGUGGGAGAACCGGCACGAGGGUGUCUUCAAGUUCCUGCGCUCUGAGGCUGUGGCCCAACUGUGGGGCCAAAAGAAAAAAAACAGCAACAUGACCUAUGAGAAGCUGAGCCGGGCCAUGAGGUACUACUACAAACGCGAGAUCCUGGAACGGGUGGAUGGCCGCCGACUGGUCUACAAGUUUGGCAAAAACUCCAGUGGCUGGAAGGAAGAAGAGGUGGUUCAGAGUCGGAACUGAGGAGCUGAACUAGACCAGGACCAAACUCAUGGACUUGGACUGAGGCCUGCAGCCCUCCUGGAGGCCAGGCAGGCUUGGAAGCCCCUCCAUUUGGAUGUGCUCCCUGCAGAGCUGUGGAGAAGCCGAAGUCUGGUGUGUGGUCAGGCCUGUCCUGGAGCGGGGCCUGCAGCCUCUCCUCUGUCCACCUUCUGGAAUUAUAAGCCCUGGGGUUUGAAGCGACUUGCUCGCUGACUCUACAGCUGCUGGUUGGCUGCUUCCAAUCCCAACGCUGCUGCCGAUGACACCUUCCCUGGCAGAUGCUUGGACUCAGCCAUGGAGACUGUUGGGGAGCCCUGGGAUAGAGGGGACAGGCAGUGUCCUCCAGCCCCUCCUUUCUGGACUGGCUUCCACCUCUCUACUCAGUGCUUGGGCUCCACGGCGGGGGGUCAGAGCAUCCCUAAUUUAUGUGUUAUAAAUACGUCAGAUGUACAUAGAGAUCUAUUUUUUCUAAGGCAUUCCCCUCCCCCCUCCUCUCUCACUGAGCACUUGUGGCCAGACUUGUCACCCUGCCUGGCCAGUGAGAGGAGGGCUGCAGCCAGACCCCUCAAGAUGGGGGUCCUGGCUCCUUUCUCCUGUGAAUGGAGGCCGAGACCUCCAAUAAAGCGCCUUCUAGGUUUUUCUAA
Molecule: messenger RNA, 6491 nt
Organism: Marmota monax (woodchuck)
Lineage: Eukaryota; Metazoa; Chordata; Mammalia; Rodentia; Sciuridae
Gene: Elf3
Product: E74 like ETS transcription factor 3
Exons: 9
Coding region: 4711-5829 (372 amino acids)
Biological process (GO): cell differentiation; regulation of transcription by RNA polymerase II
Cellular component (GO): nucleus
Molecular function (GO): sequence-specific DNA binding; DNA-binding transcription factor activity, RNA polymerase II-specific
Source: RefSeq, a predicted model, not a curated record